UGUACUUCCGGUCUCGUGUAACCAACCACGCUGUGGCACGUCAAUGUUAUGUAGCGUCUUUUAGAAAAAUGUCCAUACAAGCGACUCUUGUUUUUCUCUGCUUAAUCAUAUCCUCUUCUCUUGGUCAAACCACAGAAGAUGAGGACACGACACACGCCUUUGACCCAGAAGAGCAGUUUCUAGACAUAUUCCCGCUGACGAAUGAUAAUUUCACAAGCAGCGUGUUGAGGUCCAGUGAUGCAUGGAUAGUCCUCUUUCACCGCGGACAGUUGAAAAAAAGCUGGAAGUCGAUGGCCGUCAAUCUGAGGGGCGUAGUGUGGGUGGGUAUGGUAGACACACGUGACCAAGCGGACCUAAUGGAAAACAUGAAGUACAAAGUAAACCAUGACCCUGAGGCACGAGUAUAUCCACACGGACCAAUGUCCAUCAAGCAAAAAUCCUGGGUAAAUGCCAAGAAUCCAAAUGAAGCUCGUAUGUUAGCGGUGGAUUCCAUUCCGGACAACUCACUCCGGAUCAAAGGAAAGAAUCUGCAGGAAUUCCUAGUGGACUGUUUUAUGUCCAAGCCUUCUCGCUUCCCCCUCAUCCUCCUGACGGAGGAGACGGAUACCCCAGUCCUAUUUAAGGCUGUGUCAUACAGAUUUAAAAAAUAUUUCAAUGCAGCACGGAUUGUCAGACCGACUCUGGAUGAUUUCGAAGCCCUGGGAAUGGAAGACAGUUUUUUUGAGACGCCACUAAUGUUUAUUCUUCUCCCGGAGGUCAAUGACAAAGGGACCAAGGCAACCAAGGACAUGGGCUUCAGUGCCGUGAUGUUUGACACCAAAAAAAUGGGAGACCUAAACUAUCCCAACAUUCUGCAAUUCUUGUUUGGGGUGAAUAAUUCUUACAGACACACCCUGCCUGGUGAUAACCAAUCAAAUGAUCAGGAGGUAGCAGAGAUGUCAGAUCUCGGAAAUAUAGAGAGCAAAAGAUUCGAAAUGGUAAAGCCAAAAAGAAAAGUUAAAAGUAAUGACGAUAACAGUGUCAAAUUCACAAAGACUAAAACAAUGGAUGGGAAAAUCAAGGACGAGUUAUAGGUCAAGGACAAAUUAUAGGCAAUAAUUCAAACAUGUAAAACACUCUGAUGCAUCAUCCUCAUCUCUAGAAAGCUUGCCAGUAAAUGUGUACAGCGAGAUACAGAUGACUGACUUCUACAUUUCUAAGCUUGAUGCUGACCAUAUUAUAUUGAUCAGUACAACUUGUGAUCUCAUCCAACCAGAAUCAGCCACUAAAAAAAAAGAAGCGAACACUUUUUACUUCAGCCUCCUCAGUUAGCAUGUACUGUAAAUCACUUUUAUUUUACGAGACUUUCCUCCAUGUGAGAAUUGCCAGGGGACAUAAGUUUCGUGAAUACAUAAUUUAUUCAACACUGUGUAUAUAUACAUCUUUAAAAAAAACAUUGGCGAUAAUCUUAUUCCUUUGAUAAGACAACUUUACUAAAUUCCCUUGUUUAACUGCAUUCAGUAACUACACAAUUAUUCAAUAUUGAUCUACGCAAUGCUGAUUAUGUGUUUGGUAGAGUUUAAUGUUGCAUAACUACAUGCAUCAACAAUCAUACACAACAAUGAUGAAUCAUUCACAAAUUCCAUGAUAAUGACAAAUUCUUGCUGUUAUAUACUAUGCAAACAUGUUUUAUUUUGUACUUUUGUAAUAAAUAGAAAAUGUGAAACACUA
Messenger RNA from Ostrea edulis (European flat oyster), 1710 nucleotides. RefSeq lists its product as uncharacterized. The transcript is spliced from 3 exons. NCBI's taxonomy places the organism in Eukaryota, Metazoa, Mollusca, Bivalvia, Ostreida, Ostreidae. Bases 69 to 1073 code for a protein of 334 amino acids. The record is from RefSeq and is a predicted model, not a curated record.